GAGGAAAAGGAAGAGAGAGAGGCGGUGGAAGAAUGAAGAACAUAGGAAAAAACAGAGCGCGCCAAUUCCAUUCAUGCAAACAGGUCUCAACCAUUGUUAAAGCAUAGGAAAUCCAAGGCUCAAUGGAGAAUAUUGAAUCAAAACAUAGAAACUACGAUGCUUAUUUUGACACCAUACAAAGCAGGAAGAAAUUACCACGAUCCAUGCAAGAAACUUUAACAUCUGCAUUUGCAAAGAUUCCAGUUUCUUCCUUCCCAGAUGUUCCUGGAGGAAAAGUGAUCGAGAUUGGAGCAGACACGCCCAUAGGAGAUGCAGUCAAGGUUCUCUCGGAAUCAAACAUCCUAUCAGCUCCUGUAACUGAUCCUGAUUCAAAAAAUCCAUUAGAUUGGAGGGAAAGAUACUUGGGGACUAUAGAUUAUUCUGCAAUCGUUUUGUGGGUUCUAGAAGGUGCAGAAAUUGCUGCAGCUGCAUUAUCAGCUAGUUCUGCUACGGCUGCUGGGGUUGGAGCAGGUGCGGUUGGAGCCCUCGGUGCAUUAGCAUUGGGCUUGACUGGUCCAGCCGCUGUUGCUGGUCUGACUGUUGCAGCUGUUGGUGCAGCUGUGGCUGGAGGAGUGGUUGUUGAAAGGGGUUUAGGUAAAGAUGCUCCAACUGCUGCAGAUAAAUUGGGUGAAGAAUUUUAUAAAGUUUUACUUCAAGAAGAACCGUUUAAGUCUACCACAGUAAGAUCGAUAAUAAGAUCAUAUCGAUGGGCACCCUUUCUCCCAGUUGGAAUGGACAGUUCCAUGCUGACCGUCAUGCUGCUUCUUUCCAAAUAUCGAUUAAGGAACGUGCCUGUAGUUGAGCCUGGCCAGCCUUUGGUUAAGAAUUUCAUUACACAGUCUGCAGUUGUUCAUGGCUUGGAAGGAUGCCAAGGCCGUGAUUGGUUUGAUUGUAUAACUCAAUACCACAUAUCGGAACUUGGGCUUCCUUUUAUGGCAGAAAAUGAGGUUAUCAGCAUUGAGAGCAAUAAACUGAUAUUGGAAGCUUUUAAGAGAAUGAAAGAUAACCAAAUCGGCGGUCUCCCUGUCGUGGAAGGUCCAACAAACAAGAUAGUUGGUAACGUUAGCAUAAGAGACAUCAGAUUCUUGCUUCUGAAACCUCAUCUUUUCUCUAGUUUCAGUCGAUUAACCGUGAUGGAUUUCUUGAAGACAGUUGCUGAAGAAAUCCCCGAAUCAAGGAGGGUUCUUGCUCCGAUAACCUGUAAAACUGAUUCAACACUUGGAACGGUCAUCCAACUUCUAGACUCAAACACAGUCCACAGAAUUUACGUGGUGAGUAAUGAAAAGGAAGUAAUUGGUGUCAUUACUCUAAGAGACGUAAUCUCUUGUUUCAUCGAACCACCUAACCAUGUUGAUAACUAUCUCGGGUUCUCUGUUCAAGAGAUGUUGGAAUCUGUAAAUCAGUAAGUUCUUCUUCUUUGUAGAACAAAGUUUUUUCAGUAAUAACAAAAGA
Messenger RNA from Impatiens glandulifera, 1491 nucleotides. Its product is annotated as SNF1-related protein kinase regulatory subunit gamma-1-like. The record is from RefSeq and is a predicted model, not a curated record. The transcript is spliced from 6 exons. Lineage: Eukaryota; Viridiplantae; Streptophyta; Magnoliopsida; Ericales; Balsaminaceae. The coding region runs from base 123 to 1445 and encodes 440 amino acids.